Penaeus chinensis is the source of this 1789-nucleotide messenger RNA. Its product is annotated as putative GTP-binding protein 6. The coding region runs from base 1 to 1623 and encodes 540 amino acids. NCBI's taxonomy places the organism in Eukaryota, Metazoa, Arthropoda, Malacostraca, Decapoda, Penaeidae. The transcript is spliced from 8 exons. Gene Ontology annotation, molecular function: ribosome binding; GTP binding. The record is from RefSeq and is a predicted model, not a curated record. Gene Ontology annotation, cellular component: cytoplasm.
AUGGCCCUCUUUUUGAGUUCACUUGUGGGAAAGUCUGUUCAUAGAACAUUUUAUAUGAAAUUUGCUCAGGUAUACUUAAACAGCUCCAGAUGUACAAGUACUGUUUCAAUUAAUUUUUCUGUGCAGAAUGUCAAGUUUGCAAACCACAAAGUUCAGAAUGGGGAUAACCUAGGAAGCAAAUGUACAGGUAUUUGCGACAGUUACCACUUAAGAAGUGCAAUUUUAUACCAUAAGAGAAACUUCACCACCUCAAAAUCCAUGCUAAAAAAGAAAAGAAAGGCCACCAAGAGAACAACGCCUCCCCCAGAGGACACAGAUGAGGAUGUUGAGAAGAGUAUCCUCGAAGAUCCGGAUUUCAAUAGUCUGAGGGAAGGCAUGGACGACUUGAACAUCAGGAAGUACCUCUCUGGGAGUGCUAGUCAGAUUGGGACUAUAGUUCUGCAGCCAUGGGUGAAGUGGGGACCAAAAAUGAAGCAGAACACUUCCGCACAGUUGAUGCUGGAAGAGGCGGCAACAUUGGUGUCUACACUUCCAGGAGUCAAGGUUGUGGCGAAGGAAGUGGUACCAGUGAAGAGUUUGGAUGGGAAGAUGAUAUUUGGUUCUGGAACUCUUUCAAGGCUCGUCUCAGAGGCUCGUACCAAUAGGAUGGCAGUAUCUGUGUUUAUCAGUGUUGACAUGUUAAAGAGAAGUCAGAUAGAGGAACUAGAAGCAGCCUUUGGCAUGAAGGUCUGGGAUCGGUACUCUGUAGUCCUUAGUAUCUUCCAACACAACGCUCACACAAGAGAAGCUAAGUUGCAGGUUGCCCUUGCUGAGUUGCCCUAUAUCAGAAAAAGACUGCCUGGAGAGAGAGAGAGAAUGGUUAUAGUGGAGAGAGAGAAACGUAUUCGCAAUGCCCUGAACAAACUAGCUGGGAAAAGAGCAUUAAUUAGAAGAGGGCGUGCCAGGUCUAAUUUACCCACUGUUGCUGUUGUAGGGUACACCAACUCAGGUAAAACAUCCUUGAUUCGAUCCAUCACUGGAGACGAAAGAGCCGAAGGAAAGAAUAGUCUCUUUGCUACCCUGGAUGUUACAGCUCACGGAGGCAGACUUCCUUGUGGCCUUGAAGUUGCUUUUAUUGAUACUGUAGGAUUCAUACAAGACAUCCCAACAGAAUUGGUUGCAUCCUUUAGGGCAACUUUAGAAGAUGCUGUUUGUGCUGAUGUAGUGAUCCAUGUACGGGAUGCCAGCCACCCAGAUUAUGAGCUGCAAGGCAUUACAGUGAAUGAAACACUGUCAUCACUCCCACUCCCUGAAGACACACCAGUUAUUACUGUAGCAAACAAGGUUGAUUUAACCUUGGUGAAGCAUGAAAAUGAAUUUGGAGAACACAUGCUGUCUGCUACCACUGGUCAAGGUAUUCCAGAAUUUUUAGAUUAUUUACAAGAAGUGGUGCUAAAGGUGACUGGGAGACGCGCAUGGCGAUUUUCCCUGCCUACAGGCUCCCCUGAAAUACAAUGGUUACGUAAUGUUGCUGGAAUAGUGAGUGAAGAGAUGGACCCAGAGAAUCUUCAGGUUACCAAGAUUGUUGCUGUUCUUACUGAUCAGGAAUUAGCUGCAUAUAAUCGCAAUUUUGGAAAGUCUUAGCUGUCAACAAAUUUAGAAUUCUUCAAUAGUGUGUUAAUGUAUAUAAAUGAUUAUUUCUUUUUCUCAGUGUUUUCUUUAAAGUUUACAAAAAAUUUACUUUUAUGGGUGAUUAGAAUCCUCUGUUUUUAAUACAAUGUAGAAUAAGAAAAAGUUUAUGGAUUCACAA